Phytophthora infestans T30-4 is the source of this 2061-nucleotide messenger RNA. RefSeq lists its product as uncharacterized. The record is from RefSeq and is a predicted model, not a curated record. Lineage: Eukaryota; Oomycota; Peronosporomycetes; Peronosporales; Peronosporaceae. The coding region runs from base 1 to 2061 and encodes 686 amino acids. The transcript is spliced from 2 exons.
AUGGCUCACAUCGAGACCAAGGACCCGUUCGGCUUUGUGGGCUCGCACGUAGUUCGGAAACAGCCACGAAAGGGUGGAGAGGAGCAUGGGUGGCUCACACGGUACGACGAGGGGCUCGACUGCUAUACUUUGUUCGUGCCAGGAGGAGGAGAACCUAGAUUGUUGGCUCGAGGAGAAGUGAUGAAGUUCCUGUCGGCGCCCAAUAUCGAGCUCCACGAUGACGACCAGGAAGAGUUUCCCCCACCUGUGAAAGAUACCAGUACAAGUCGGUAUUUGGGUGUGAAGUUACGUCGACCUCGGGAAGCUUCAAGUGACAAUGAAAGCCACGUAGAUGAAGACAUACGGGGUCAUGUUACAUGUUUCUUGCCGUUUGGUGAUCGAUACUGUGUCGAGUAUGAGGACGGCUCAAUCGAAGAAAUGUCCGAGGCUGCUGUAAUUGACGGCAUAAUUGCUCUGAUCAAGUCUCCAUUCUUCUCGUCUCCUAGUCAUAAAAAGAUACAGAAUGGAUCUGUCAGGACAAGGAGAAGUAUUGAAGAAUUGGACGGAGAAGAUACAGCACAUAUUCGACGGAAGCGACAGCGGGUUGAAGCACCGACCGAUGAAAAUGUCCAGGAUAUCCCGUCCGGGUCUGAUGCUGUGGUUGGGAAUGUGUCCGACCAGCAACAGGAUAAUGAUAUCAUUUUAGUUGAUGACGCGGAGAUGGAAGCUGGUACAUUUACCGAGACGGAACCGGCUCCUAACAUUUUAGAGAUUAUGAGUAGCACUUUGGGCAAUACUACGCGAGAAAACUCGCUAGAACUGGCCAGUCAUCCAGUGGAAGAACCCAUUAUAGUCGACGAAGACGAAGUGCCCGGCCAGGAUGAUACUGUGGUGGAAGUUUUAGAGAAUCCUGAAGGACCCACAAGCGGGGAGAAUGCAGCGGAUACGGUGCCAACUGAUGCAGCGGCAGCGAAGAGCAAGAAGGAUGCCCCGUUCUACAUCAUCGAAAAGAAGCCACACGCGGCAAUAGAGCCACUUCCAAGACGCGCAAUGGCAUUUGAGCUUCUCCGAGCGUCGCUGCUGAAUCUGCUGGAUCAACGUGAGGCUACUGUCGUCAAGAUAGCCAUGCAGUACGACUUACUACGCAACCCUGACGUGCGAGACCGUGACGCUGUGAUCCGCUUUAUGGACGCUGACGGAUUACUUGUUCUUAAUCAUCUGUUGAACUCAUUUGCGACUGAAGUUCUUGACGACGAGGAAGAGAGCGAAGAGGAUACCAUGGAAAAGAUUCGCGAGCGCAUGGAACGAGAUGAUAAACUUCUUCACGUCAUGAAGAUUGUCGCGAUGCUCCCAACUCCGUCUAGAGACCAGGUGAUCGCUUCCAACAUAGGCAAGACCAUUAAUUAUCUGACCAAGAAACGCGGCCCACCAGGACGCAAAAGUGUCCUUCCCAAGUGCAUCACGGGUCUAGCGAAAUGGAUCAAGAGUUCGUGGAUCAAGAACAUUUCACCAGCUCCGAAGGUGUCGCCCAAGGCGGCUUCCAAGCCUCGACAGCCAGCGAAUCGGCGGCAGCAACAAGCUCGACGUGGCGGACGUGGUAGAUCUUCUGGACGUUCAAGUCACCAGUUGAACAGACGGCAGCCGCCGCCAUCGCAGCGACCGCAGCGUCAGAUCUCGUCGAUUUUAAGGACCCCACCAGAAGAGCAGCACUUCCCUGUAGACAACACGCCGAUCCCUAGACUAUCACGUCCACCGUCACAACAUCCGGUAGCUGCUCCAGCUCCUGCUCCACCGCAGCCCCCAGCCCCACGUCGUGUCACUGGCGGACUCAAGCCCGAUUGGAUGAGGCAAAAGGAGAGUCUUUCGCGCUCUCGCUUCUGCAUUGAUGACAACGCGGUCGUUGACACGAGACUUUAUCGAGACAAUCGAGCGCGUCCUAUUACGAAUGUGCCUGUGGUGGCCACGCCUUGUCAAGCAUCGACACAGCAGGAUCGAAACCCCGACCAACGAGAAGACGCUGGCGGUCCUGAUGGAGUUUUUGGACGAGCUCAAAGACUUCGCUUCGUAUUCGGACCAGAAUGA